AUGUCCUCUUCCUUGGCUCCUUCAGACUACAAGACGGUCAUCUCUGCCGACGGCACAAAAGUGGCAGCAUGGCACUACAAAAGCUCUAGGGCGAGCGCAAAGACCUUGGUGCUGGUGCACGGAUGGACUAUAAGGUGGGCAUCUGGGACACGUGCAUGUAUGCCCUCCAUUUGCGCGUUUUCGCCCAGCGUGGCUCAUGUUCCUGCCCAAAUCUCAUUCCUCCCACUCACCACCUGCUACUCACUCCCACUCCCACUCCCACUCCCACUCCACUCGCACGCUUGUUCAAAGCUCCGACAUCUUCCAUCCGCUGCUUCUCCAUGAUUCCAAGCUGUUGCAGCUCGUCAACGUAGUGAGUCAUACGCGCACCUUCUCUUUCCCGAUCCUUGCACUGAUGCGUGAUGCUUGUGCCUCUCGCCUGGCAUAGAUCACGUACGAUCUAAGAGGACACGGACGGACCUCUGAGCUAGCUCUUUCCGCGUCCGAUAGUGAUGCCGUGCCUGCGCAAGGUGCAAUCGACUCGCAGACCAUUGCGCAGGAUCACAAAGCCGUGUUGGAGGCUUUUGGAGUCAAGGAGCACACCUUUGUUGGGUGGAGCUUGGGUGGUGAGCGAUGUGUGCCGGCGCGGUAGUCAUGCAUUUCCGCCCCGGCUCAACAUCCACUCUUCUCUCAACCCAGCAUCGGUCUCGAUCGACGUAGCUCUUCAUUUCCCAACACUUUUGGAAAAGGUCAUCUGGCUGGCCCCAUUGCCGUGGGUAGGAUCGAUUCAACGCGCCGUCAUCCCCGCCUAUCUCGCUUCUCUCUUUCCCGGUCUUCUGGUACAAGAUUCCGUCUGUUUGCAUCAUCAGACCGCUGUCAAGCUGAUCGAUAUCUUCUCCAUUCGAGGCAAGUCUCUGCAAUGGAGCGAGAAAUCGAGAUUGGUGGGCAACUUGAGCUUUUGUUUGCCCGACGCUAGAACAGCUUGGGCGACGAGGAUGCAAGAUCCUGAAGCGUUCAAGAAUGCGCUCAAAGCAGGCAGCACGACGUUGGAGGUGUUGAUUGGAAAAGAAGAUCAAUUGGUCGAUUCGAUCAUCUUGAAACGGGAAUUGACGAGAGAAUUUGGAGAAGAGACGUUCGGCUUCGAGGUCAUCGACGAUACGGGACAUCAUCUCGCAUUCGAUCAAACGGAAAGGACGUCGGAUUGGCUGAUUCGUCAUGCUUGA
Ceraceosorus bombacis is the source of this 1202-nucleotide messenger RNA. NCBI's taxonomy places the organism in Eukaryota, Fungi, Basidiomycota, Exobasidiomycetes, Ceraceosorales, Ceraceosoraceae. The record is from the annotation of a GenBank genome assembly.